Messenger RNA from Cloeon dipterum, 1719 nucleotides. RefSeq names its product alpha-tocopherol transfer protein-like. The transcript has 9 exons. NCBI's taxonomy places the organism in Eukaryota, Metazoa, Arthropoda, Insecta, Ephemeroptera, Baetidae. Gene Ontology annotation, cellular component: membrane. The record is from RefSeq and is a predicted model, not a curated record. Gene Ontology annotation, molecular function: phosphatidylinositol bisphosphate binding. Bases 166 to 1038 code for a protein of 290 amino acids.
CGUGCAAGAGAUGUCAAAGUCCGACUAGCUUGAAACAAAGGAGAUUAGUGGAGAAGUGGAAACGCAAGAUCGUGGAUGAGCUAUUGACGGCGAUCGCCCGCCUCUGCCACUACAUCUUUGUCCACCGACCGCUUCGUAUCUCUCUUGCUAUCACUCCCGCUCAUAAUGUCUGCUCGAUUCGCUCUGCAGAACGAGCCCCUGAGCGCCAAGGACGAGGCGAAGGCGAAAAAAGAGCUUCGCGAAACGCCAGAGCUGCGAGCUACAGAACUUGCGAAGCUCAAAACAUUGGUAAAAGCGGAGCCCGGCCUUAUUUGGGGCGACUCCGAUGAAUUUUUGACGGCAUUCCUCAGACCAUCACACUGGUAUGCAGAGAGUGCGUUGGAACUGAUCAAAAGAAUUGCGGACUUCCGCUCGAAGAAUUGGUCCCUGAUCAGUGAUUUGGAGCCUAAGACUGAGGAACAACGUAUCAACAGCAAUGUGGUCAACGUCAUUCCUGAAAGAGACCAAGAAGGGCGCAGGAUGCUCCUGGUGAACUGUGGAGGCUCAUGGGAACCAAGUGAAGUAAACACUGACCAUCUGUUCCGAUUGCUCUAUCUGGUGCAUUUGGCCGCGCUUGAAGAGCCUGCAACUCAGGUGAAUGGAGUCGUCGUGAUCAUGGACUUCAAGGGGAUGGGCAUGAAGCAAGUCAAGGCCUUUACGCCUGGAUUCUCCAUGCGCCUGCUUACGUUUAUCCAGCACGCAAUGCCCAUGCGCCUUAAAGCUGUGCACAUCGUAAAGGAGCCGUUCGUCUUUAACAUGGUCUUCCAGCUGUUCAAACCGUUCAUCCAGGAAAAGCUGAAGACUAGGAUGUUCUUCCACGGAGACAAAAUGAAGAAAUUGCACGAGCACAUUAGCCCCUCUUGCUUGCCUGAGGACUAUGGCGGCUCUCUGCCCAAGAUCAACUACGGAGGCAAGGAAUGGUUUAAGCCUCUCAUGACUGCUGAGAAGAGCGUAAAAUACUGGCAGACGAUCGGACUCGAGAAGGAUUUGAAGAAAUGAGGACCAAGUCUAUCUGCCCAUAUUUCGCCAAAAUGAUAAAUAUGAUAGUAUCCGCAGCUAAUUACAUCAAGCGUAAAUUAAGAGUUGUUAAGCGUUGCAUGUGCUUUUCAAAAUUAUUCGUAUGAUGCUCAUUUUUUCCAUGGAAUAAUUCCUAAGUUCCAUUUUAUUUUACAGCUUUGGUUACUGUUACCAGCCAAUUAAAAGAUCGGCUAAAGGUUUUAUUGUUCCUCCAUUGCUAAUUUUCACUCUGAUCUGUUCGUCCAAGCAACGGAAAAUCACACGCAUCUCCUUUUUUAAGUUUCCUCUCGUAUCAAAUUCAUACUGAGACUAACUAUUUUAUGAGUCACAGUUUCCGUUGCCUAGAUUUAUUUUUACUUUGGACGAACGCACCAGUUUAUAAAUUACGAUACAACCGUUCCUAUUAUCACAUUUUGGUUACCAUUUACUUGAGCAGGUUUUGCCGGUGAUAUAUUUUAUGCACGCCUCCUGUUGUGUGUACCACUAUGAUAUUUGUGCAUCGAAUAAAUUGCUCAACUAUUAACUAUUUUUAUACGAAACAAGUGUUCACAGCCUCACUAUGCAGAGGCUUUAUAUCCGCUCCAAAAAUUAUCACGUGAUAAGUAUAACUAUGACUGUACGCUUAUCUGGAGAAAUAAAAUGACAAAAUGCAAUAUAAUACAA